Molecule: messenger RNA, 771 nt
Organism: Stegodyphus dumicola
Lineage: Eukaryota; Metazoa; Arthropoda; Arachnida; Araneae; Eresidae
Source: RefSeq, a predicted model, not a curated record
AUGAAUAGAUUAUUAUGUAUGGAUUCUUUUAAAAGUAAAAGUAUUUUAAAAGAGUUAUACAAUAGAGGAAUUGAACGAAUAAUCUUGUAUGGCUCACCCGUUUGGUGGACUGGAACGGAAAGGGUGAGAAAUAAAUUGCUACAGAUUCAGAGGGUUGCAAUGCUACCCAUUACGGGAUGCUACAGAACAGUCUCUACCACCAGCCUACAGGUCUUAGCUGGGGUUACGCCUAUAGACUUAGUAGCUGAAGCUGAAACGCUGAUUUAUAAAGCUGUUCAUAUGAAGAAGAAUAUAGAUUAUUGUGACCUGAAGAUUUCUAAUAGAGAAAUUGAUCCAAAAUUAGAAAAGUUUUAUUUUCAUCCGGCACAAUUUAAAGAGGUUACCUGGAAGACACUUCUUCCAACUGGUGUUGGUUUGGAAUUAUUCUCUGAUGGCUCCGUGAUUGAUAAAAAUGUUGGAGCAGCAUUUGUUGCUUUUGCAAAUAAUAAAUUUGUAUAUAAAUCUAAAUUAAGAUUGAAUAAUAAUUCAACUAUUUUUGAUGCAGAACUUAUUGCCUUUGAAUACGCCAUAAGAUGGGCUAAUGAGGAAGAAAAUGAGAAAUAUAUUACAAAUUGGGAGAUUUCGGUGUUCACAGAUUCCCAGAGCAUCCUUAGAGCUCUUAAUUCUAGAAAAUGUUUAUCUGCAAAAGUAGAUAAAAUUAUGCCAUACUUCAAUUACUCAGGUUCUUCAAAAUUUGCUUAUCCUAACUACCAACAGAUGGCGUCUCAAUAA